CUUUUCCCUUUCUGUUCUGUGUCACCUUCACUCACACUCUUUUCUUUUUUGCACACUUACACCUGCACACCUCAGUCUUAUUCUCACUCUCAUCUUUUUACUCUUUUCUUUACUUUUCCUUCCUCUCCCUUUUCUCUUUCUCAUAACCACUUUCUUCUUUUUCUUUUUCUUCUUUUUCUUUUUUCUUCUUCUUCUUCUUCUCUCUCCUUUUGCUCAUUCCUCUCAUUCACUUCAUUCUCCAUUCCAUCCUCUCCACUUCGCCUCCCUUGGAAUCAUUAAAAACAUUGACAGAAAUAUAAACAAAACGUUUUUUUUUUUUUAUUCCUGUGCUACUUACUUUACAAAGUUCCUUUUAGUUAAAACGCACCCCAAAAUUUAUCCUGUCUUCUGAAUCAUGACCUCACCCAAGGUGGCCAUGGCCGCCAUGUCUUUCUCACAUACCCCUACCUCUUCUAGCAGACACGUCUCUUUCCAACACACUCACUCCCGUCAUCUGCCUCUUCCUCCUCCGGCUGCUACCAUGGCUUCCACAUCCUCUUCCUUUCACUCGGCAUCAUCGACCCAUUCUCAAUCCUCAUCUCCCCCUCCUUCUGCAUCCUCCAAUUCUCCCCCUCAUUCUCCCCAUUCCCCCGUUGUACCCGCCCUUCUCUCACGCGUGUAUCCAGACUCUCACAGAACCCAUCAUUAUCAUUCAUCUCGUUGGCAAGGAGAAAAAAGACGUCCUUAUCCUCUCCCAGCUUACUAUGAUCAACCUCAUCAUCAUCAUCGCCCUCAUCCUCAUCCUCAUCAGCACCACCAACAACACCAUCAGCAACACCAUUCAUCUGAUCGCUAUUACCCUCAAUCUCAUCAUCAUUACGAUCAACAGGAAGAAGACCCUAGAUAUCGUCAACAUCCUUCCUCCCAUCCAUAUGGGGAUCGAUAUGACCAUGAACAACCCAUCAAGUUCGGCGGCAACAACAAUAACAGUUCCAGGGUCUUUUCUAAUAGCCAUAUCAUCAACAACACCAAUAACACCAGCAACAGCAACAGCAACAACAUCACCAAGAAUAGCACCUUAUCACCAGUUCCCUCAUUCACCUCCUCCUCACCUUCCUCAACCGUUUCUCAUUAUUCCUCGCCUUCACCUAAAUCUCAAACGAUCUCCCUCCCCCCCUUCGAUCGACCCACAAAGAAAUCCCGAUCUGAACCAGAUCCUUCUUUACCUUUGCCCAGAUUGCAGAUGAGACAGGAACCCAUGGAGGGAACAGAAACCAAAUCAGAGAUUGAACAUGUCUUGCCCUCUCCAUCUCGUUCCCCCUCCCCUUCCUCCUCUUUAUCUUCAUCUUCAUCUUCAUCUUCUUCCCCAUCUUCACCCCCAUCUUCAUCCUCUCCACCGGCUUCAGGCCCACUUGGAUCAACAGAUUUUGGAUCUCGAUCUGAUUCUAUGCCAUCCUCUUCAUCAUCUUCUUCAUCUUCUUCCUCUUCUUCCUCUUCAUCCUCAAAGACUUUUGAGGCUGCUGCUUCUACUGCUGCUAAUGGUACUACUGCUACAAGUACUACUACUGCUACUAUUACAAGUACGGUCGGUCCAUCCACAGCCACGAACGCACCCACCAUAGUACCAACCCCGACGAUCACUAUUCCUGGUGUUGGAUCAGAUCCUCCCGUGCUCCCGUACACAUGCUCGAUCGGCAACUGUACAAAAUCCUAUUCCACUCACCAGGGUCUUCGACGACACAUUCGUGAUCACAAGGACACAGAUCAGGGUGAACGUUUCCCCUGUACCAUCCCCGGUUGUCGCGUCAGUCUGAGGACCAAGCAGAGCCAGGCUGCGCAUGUGAGGUUAUGUAAACAAAAGAGGGCAGGAGCACUCCAUCCAUGCCCCGAACCUGGUUGUGGAGCAGCCUAUGGCUCGACCGAGAACCUGUCCAGACAUCGACUGAAGCAUCAACGAGGCCUUGUCGGAGUAAAGUACCCAUGUACCUGGGCCGGCUGUGACAAGAUCUUGGCGACGCCCAAGAGUCUGAAGGAUCAUUUACAGAUCCAUGCAGAAAGGGAUGCAGGGAUCAAAUUGUAUUGCCCCGUAGAGGGUUGUAAUAAGGUCUUUGGGACCAACCGAUGUUUACGAGCUCAUGAGCUUCGGUGUAAACAGGUCAAAUCUGGCGAACGAUUGCCCUGUCCGAUUCAAGGAUGCAAGGCCACGUUCGGGAGCACGGAUUAUGUUCGACGACAUGUACUCGAUCAUGAGAAGGGCCUGAUCGGGAUGGAGUUCCGAUGUGAUUUCGCAGACUGUAAGGCGGUCCUGGCCAAUCCGUUGACGCUCCAACGACAUAAGCAGCUGCAUGAGGAACAAUCCCUGGGCUUUGAGUGGAAGUGUUUGAUUCCGGAAUGUGGCAAGGUAUACUCGGGAAGCAAGCAACUGACGGAUCAUCAGACCAGGAUCCACAAGGAUCUAGGCGCAGACUAUCGGUUCCUCUGUCCAUACAAACAUUGUGAUCAACAAUUUGAGUGCCAGCGCUCUGCCUACAAGCACGACUGUCUGUACCGCAAGAAACAAUGCCCUAUUGAAGGUUGUCCAUGUUUGUUGCCCAACGCCGAGGCCCUGGAGGCCCAUCUGUGGAUGCAUAAUACACUCAAGACUAGACCACCCUAUCCAUGCUUUGAAGAAGGUUGCUCUAAGGUUUAUGAUACAAAAAACGGUAUCUUGGCU
Molecule: messenger RNA, 2692 nt
Organism: Lobosporangium transversale
Lineage: Eukaryota; Fungi; Mortierellomycota; Mortierellomycetes; Mortierellales; Mortierellaceae
Exons: 2
Biological process (GO): regulation of transcription by RNA polymerase II
Cellular component (GO): nucleus
Source: RefSeq, a predicted model, not a curated record